Tachysurus vachellii is the source of this 2016-nucleotide messenger RNA. RefSeq names its product sphingosine kinase 1. Lineage: Eukaryota; Metazoa; Chordata; Actinopteri; Siluriformes; Bagridae. The record is from RefSeq and is a predicted model, not a curated record. Bases 212 to 1831 code for a protein of 539 amino acids. The transcript is spliced from 5 exons. Gene Ontology annotation, biological process: cellular response to growth factor stimulus; negative regulation of apoptotic process; sphingosine biosynthetic process. Gene Ontology annotation, cellular component: intracellular membrane-bounded organelle; cytoplasm; membrane.
UGUGUGUGUGUGUGUGUGUGUAUGUGUGUGUGUGUGUGUGUGUCGUCACCACACGGUGAUCUUUCAGCAGAACUAAAUCCAGCUGUUAAACUCCAGCAGUCCAGCAGCAGCCUCCGGAUUCGGAAACGCACGCUGCUUUCUCACCCACACCGUCCCAUCAGAUCCGGUCUCGCGGUUUCCGGUGAAGAGCCGGAAACUUCCACCGGUCGGGAUGGACGGUGAUGCGGAGCUGCGCGCGGAGUUCACUGACGCCGCGACCGGGAGACUCAGAGUCUCCGUGACCUUAACGGACAGCUGUCUCACGGUGAGAAAGAUCGGCGGGUCGCCCGUGUGGCAGCACGGACACGAGCACGCGCUCGGCCUCAGUGAUUGUGUGGGAUGCCGCGCUUACCGGAGUGAGGACACGGCGGACCCGGCGGCGUAUCUGUCCGCUUACUUCUACCCUGCGCGGCGCAGCUGGACCGGAGCUACCACCGGCCGCCAAAGGGUCGAGCACCGAUUCCGGGUGGUCACCGGGGAGGACCCCCGUGCUAACUUAGAGGAGGCGGAGAGGUGGGCGCGCGCUGUUAGACACCGUGCGUCGCAGCACGUUCCUAGUGUUAAAGAAGGUGUUGAGUUGAGCCGUGUGUGCAUCAGCCGGCGUGUGAUGGUGUUGGUGAAUCCUCAGAGCGGACGAGGCCAGGCGAUGACUCUCUACACGGGCCCUGUACUGAGCAUGCUCACUGAGGCAAACAUCUCUCACACACUCAUCACCACAGAGCAUCAGAACCAUGCACGUGAGGUAGUAAGAAAUGCUGAUCUGUCACAAUGGAGUGCCAUCGUCAUCCUGUCAGGGGACGGACUUCUGUUUGAGGUGAUCAAUGGCUUGAUGGAGAGAGAGGACUGGGAUGAAGCGAUCCGCACACCACUUGGCAUUCUCCCCGGAGGAUCUGGCAACGCUCUGGCAGCAUCAGUGCACCAUUACACACAGGCUGGCCCUGCAUUGGGUGAGGACUUGCUGCUAAGCUGUUGUUUCCUACUCUGUAAAGGUCUGGUGUGUCCUCUGGACAUCGUAUCUGUACGUCUCUCAUCUGGACCCUGUCUGUUCUCCUUCCUGUCGCUUGCCUGGGGUUUCGUGGCUGACGUGGAUAUUGAGAGUGAAAAGUUUCGACAUGUCGGCGCCAUGCGUUUCCUUGUGGGCACUCUUCUGCGCCUGGCAUCUUUACGCACCUACCAGGGCAAGCUGGCAUUCCUGGAGGACUCUACCUCAGCAUCUGUUUCCUCUUCUCUCACUUCGUGUCCUCGUUCCCCUUUUCGUUCCACUGUUCAGUGUACAUCACACAUCCAGGGGCAGACCAACAUUCAGCAUGACAGUGAAAAUACACCCCAUAACUUUAAUGAUGAUGAUGAUGAUGAUGUUUUACUCCACAAAAAGAAUUCAAAGGAUGACAGACUAGCAGACAACCUCUUGAACCCUAUUGGAGAUCCGGUACCAACAGAUUGGACCGUUGAAACAGAGCAAGACUUUGUUCUGGUUCUGGCAACCUGCCACUCUCACCUGGCAGAGGAGCUGAUGGUGUCACCAGAUGCUCGCCCUGAUGAUGGGUACCUUCACCUGGUCUACAUAAAGGCAGGAAUAUCACGACCAGCCUUGCUUCGACUCUUCCUGGCCAUGGAGAAAGGAACACACCUGACAUGCGAGUGCCCACAUCUGAUGUACCGGCGUGUUCGUGCACUGAGGCUUGAGCCAAUCACAAAGCCUGGAGUCAUUACCGUGGAUGGGGAGCAGGUUGAGUAUGGGCCGAUUCAAGCUCAAGUGCACAAGGGAUGCGCCAGGAUCAUAUGUGGAUGACCUCUGCCAAAAGAGUGAUGGUGGAAAAUGGAAUUAACCUGAAGUUGAUCCUGUUUGGUUUAGACAUGGUCUUUUUGGACUAGGCAAGAUUUUGUAAAAUACUCUAAUACAAGUACAUUUUUAAUGCUAAGAACUGCUUUGACUUACCAGAAAAAUGGGUUUAGUCCAUAACAGUUUUGUUUAGA